Messenger RNA from Lytechinus variegatus (green sea urchin), 2385 nucleotides. RefSeq names its product ileal sodium/bile acid cotransporter-like. The coding region runs from base 119 to 1579 and encodes 486 amino acids. Gene Ontology annotation, cellular component: membrane. NCBI's taxonomy places the organism in Eukaryota, Metazoa, Echinodermata, Echinoidea, Temnopleuroida, Toxopneustidae. The record is from RefSeq and is a predicted model, not a curated record. The transcript is spliced from 7 exons.
UUGUACAUAGCCGAGGUGAAUGGAUAUUGAAUCAUAACUUUGGAGGUCGAAAGUCUGAGCGCUGAAACUAUUUCUAAAAGGAUUUUUGUUAUAUGAGAGUCGAUCAUCGCCACCAAGGAUGGCCUAUCACCUCACCCCACUGCUCGUGACAACAUCCCUCCUCCUGAUGAUAUUUUUAGGUGCCCCCACCCCCACCUCGGCAGUCGACGCCUCCCCGGCAUCACCCGAUCAGCUCGCCCUCAUCAACCAUACCUUUGGCACGGAAAACAUCUAUCUCUUCGAAGGUGAAGAAAUUGAAGUCAAUUUCACUGUCUUAUACUACUACGGUACGGAGACUGUCAUCAUCACCUUCGAGAGCGAAAGGGAAUUUAACUUUGAGAUCGUCAACGCAUCCGACGUCGCAUUCACCCUGACGCCAUCAGACGAGUACCCGAAAACGAUGACGUUCAAUCUUCGUGGUAGUCAUAUCUCGAUCUCAGAGAUGUCGGUGCUGAUGACGGUCGACGAGUACGUGUUCAACAUCGGGUCGGUGACUGUUAAGACGAAAUUGAUCCCGAACCCCGUCUACACAGUCGUCAACUACCUGAUGCUUGCCGUCAUCGUCAUCAGUUUCGUCACCAUGGGGACAACGAUCGACCUCAAACUGAUCUGGGAGAGGCUCCGUCGGCCCUGGGCGGUACUGAUUGGUAUGCUGUGCCAGUUCUUCAUCAUGCCCGCCCUCGCCUUCGGGCUCGCGAAGGCCCUCCGACUCGACAACGCCUCGGCGAUUGGAUUGGUACUUGAUGGGUCGUGCCCUGGGGGAUACCUGAGUAACACCCUAAGCGUCCUACUCGAUGCCGACUACGUUCUCAGCCUGACGAUGACGUUCUGUUCCAACAUCCUCGCCAUGGGCAUGAUGCCACUGAAUCUCUUCAUCUACACGACCAGGCUGACGGACGAUAACGAGUCGUUGAACACGCCAUUCGGCGAGAUCGCCAUCCAGCUCGUCAUCCUUAUCAUACCUAUUGGCAUCGGGAUGAUCAUUCGGUAUAAAUGGCCUAAACUUCAGGAGAAGGCCAUGAAGUUACUCAAACCUGUCUCGACCAUUGUUCUAGCAAUCACGCUCGCCACAAGUCUCCCGUUCCAACUCUACAUCUUCGACGCUCCCUGGAACGUUUACCUGGCGGCUUUCCUGCUGCCGUUGUGUGGCGCUUUUUGCGGUAGCGUCAUCGCCAAGAUAACGUGCAUCAAGCCCAAUGCAGCUAUUGUCACGAUAUCAUUGGAAACAGGCGUCCAGAAUGCUUUGAUGGCCAACAGCAUCAUCGUCCUCUUCUACCCGAAACCCGAGGCAGAGCUGGCGGCCCGUGUCCCGUUCCUCAUCUUCCUCAUGACCCUCUUCGAAGGGAUCCUCAUCGCGGCCAUUUACCUCCCUUACAAGCACUUCUGCAAGAAGCCCGACGAUGAGGUGGACGACGAGGAGAAGAUCAAGAAUGAGAAGAUGAAGGAGGUGUAUUCACCGGAGGAGAUGAAAGAGAAGGACGGUGAUGGAGGAUAUACGACAGAGAGCGCCUACGAGAAUCCGGCCUUCCAAAAGAAUUGAAACAUCCAUCGCAUGGUCCGACAUUAUCAACCAUGCGCCUGCAUGUAUUAUUUUUCGCAUAUCCUUCAAUAUUCAUGGAUGAGGAGCGCUUUCAUUGAAAUUAAAGUCUUUCCUUUUACAAUCAGAGUUUAUGACAGCGCACAAUUUAAAAAAAAAAAAACCUAGAAACAAAGUAACAUUCGUCAGGCAUAAAUGCAAGCGGAUAAUUUUGAGGCCAUCUCAAAUUUCAUCUUAUAAUUGCAUUUAAGCGUCAAAAUAAUUUAUGAUGACUAUGAAAAUGGUAAUUAUGAUGGCAAGGAUGACGACAAUAUGAUAAAAUAUGAUCAUUUUCACCCCAAAUUUGAGGAAAAAUAUGAAAAAUCUUACAGAAUCCUAUAGCUAGAAAUACUAAUCAAUUGAUUAUGAAUAUUGUUUUAUUAUGUUUGAUAGUUCUUGCAACAAUUCAUCCUCAUAAAGCCAAGGGGUAAAAGAAAACGACAAAAACAUGAAGCUAGAAUUAUUAUUUAUUAUUAUUAUUUUAUUAUUAUUUGUUUUGGCGUCACCUGUGCCUGGGAGGGGAAAUUAUCAUUUUCAUUACUUGAGAAGAUUACUGUCCAACAUUUUCAGAUCAAACAGUAAGAUUGAAUCAUGUCUUCAUUAUAGUGUGUGAAAUUCUGAGAGCAUUUCGAGACAGUGUGUUUUCUUUAUAUUUUGUUUAGGUAAGUAAGGUUCAUGUUACUUCUAAAUGUGAACACAAUCAUAGACGGCAGGGGGGAAGGGGGUCCUGUCCCCCCUAAAUUUGAGGUGGGGGGACGGACUCUCCCCCC